Empidonax traillii (willow flycatcher) is the source of this 3695-nucleotide messenger RNA. It is a transcript of the gene EXOC8, whose product is annotated as exocyst complex component 8. Gene Ontology annotation, biological process: intracellular protein localization; Golgi to plasma membrane transport; exocytosis. Gene Ontology annotation, cellular component: exocyst. The transcript is spliced from 2 exons. Bases 27 to 2168 code for a protein of 713 amino acids. The record is from RefSeq and is a predicted model, not a curated record. NCBI's taxonomy places the organism in Eukaryota, Metazoa, Chordata, Aves, Passeriformes, Tyrannidae.
UGCCGGGCGGCGGGAGCGGCGGGGCCAUGGCCAUGGCGCUGUCGCUGGGUGAGGGCGGCGGCGGCGGGAGCCGCCUGCGGCGGCAGCUGGAGUCGGGCGGCUUCGCGGCGGGCGAGUACGUGAAGCAGCUGUCGCAGCAGUCGGACGGCGACCGGGACCUGCAGGAGCACCGGCAGCGCAUCCAGGCGCUGAGCGAGGAGACCGCGCAGAGCCUGAAGCGCAACGUGUACCAGAACUACCGGCAGUUCAUCGAGACGGCGCGGGAAAUCAGCUACCUGGAGAGCGAGAUGUACCAGCUCAGCCACAUCCUCACCGAGCAGAAGGGCAUCAUGGAGGCCGUCACCCAGGCCCUGCUCCUCCAGGCCGACCGCGACGACCCCGCGCUGGGCGCCCGCCGCGCCGCCGCCGCCGACCCCUUCCUGCCGCUGUCGGCCAAGGACGCGGCGGCCAGCGAGGAGGGGCGGCAGCGCACCCUCACCACCCUCCUGGAGAAGGUGGAGGGCUGCCGCGACCUGCUGCCCGAGAGCCCUGGCAAGUACCUGGUGUACAACGGGGACCUGGUGGAGUACGACGCGGAUCACAUGGCGCAGAUCCAGCGGGUCCAUGCCUUCCUCAUGAACGACUGCCUGCUCGUGGCCACCGCGCUGCCCAACCGGCGCGGCGCCUACCGAUACGACGCCCUGUACCCCCUCGACGGGCUGGCCGUGGUCAACGUCAAGGACAACCCGCCCAUGAAGGACAUGUUCAAGCUGCUCAUGUUCCCCGAGAGCCGCAUCUUCCAGGCGGAAAACGCCAAGAUCAAGAAGGAGUGGCUGGAGGUGCUGGAGGAGACCAAGCGCAACCGGGCCCUCAGCGAGAAGCGGCGCCUGGAGCAGGAGGCCCUGCCCCGGCCUGCCCCAACGCCCCCCGAAUCCACCAACCCCUUCGAUGAGGAUGAGGAGGAAGAGGAGGAGGAAGAGCCCUCUGCUGAGGAGGAGGUUGUAGACCUCUCACUCGAGUGGAUCCAGGAGCUGCCUGAGGACCUGGAUGUCUGCAUUGCGCAGCGGGACUUCGAGGGGGCAGUGGACCUCUUGGAUAAACUCAACGAGUACCUGGCGGACAAGCCUGUGAGCCAGCCCGUGAAGGAGCUGCGGGCCAAGGUGGACGAGCGGGUCCGGCAGCUGACAGACGUGCUGGUGUUCGAGCUGUCCCCAGACCGGUCGCUGCGAGGGGGGCCGCGGGCCACCCGCCGAGCCGUGUCCCAGCUCAUUCGCCUGGGACAGUCCACCAAGGCCUGCGAGCUCUUCCUGAAGAACCGGGCAGCCGCCGUGCAGACGGCCAUCCGACAGCUGCGCAUCGAGGGCGCCACGCUGCUCUACAUCCACAAGCUCUGCCACGUCUUCUUCACCAGCCUUCUAGAGACGGCCAGAGAGUUUGAGACGGACUUUGCUGGCAACAACGGCUGCUACUCGGCCUUCGUUGUCUGGGCCCGCUCUUCCAUGAGGAUGUUUGUCGAUGCCUUCAGCAAGCAAGUAUUUGAUAGCAAAGAGAGUUUGUCAACUGCGGCGGAGUGUGUCAAGGUAGCUAAAGAGCACUGCAAGCAGCUUAGCGAGAUUGGAUUGGAUCUCACCUUUAUCAUUCAUGCCCUUCUGGUGAAGGAUAUCAAAGGCGCUUUACAGAGCUACAAGGAUAUCAUCAUCGAGGCCACCAAGCACCGCAACUCCGAGGAGAUGUGGAGAAAGAUGAACCUGAUGACUCCAGAGGCACUGGGGAAGCUCAGGGAGGAGAUGAGGAGCUGUGGGGUGGGCAAUUUUGACCAAUACACAGGUGAUGACUGCUGGGUCAACCUUAGUUACACUGUAGUAGCUUUCACUAAGCAGACUAUGGCCUUCUUGGAGGAAGCUUUAAAGCUUUACUUUCCAGAGCUGCAUAUGGUUCUUUUGGAGAGUCUCGUGGAAAUCAUCCUGGUGGCUGUCCAGCAUGUUGAUUACAGUUUACGGUGUGAACAGGACCCUGAGAAAAAGGCAUUCAUUAGGCAGAAUGCCUCUUUCCUGUAUGAAACUGUCCUUCCUGUUGUGGAAAAAAGAUUUGAGGAAGGAGUUGGAAAGCCAGCCAAGCAGCUACAGGAUCUGAGAAAUGCUUCAAGAUUGAUGCGUGUAAAUCCGGAAAGUACCACCUCUGUGGUGUGAAGUGACCGAACUGUUCCCGUGGACAGGCUGUGGAAGCACUUACUGAAAAUGUUGUACCUUGAAUACAUGAACUAAGUGGGGGUUUUUUUGAGUCCCUGAGAAAUGCAGAGCUUUUAACUGCUGCAUUUCAGAAGCUGAAGACUUGGAAUCAAUGCCUGCAAGCAUGCAAUGCUUUACUUGGUGGAUGGGGGCUGGGGAAGUGAGAAGGUCGAGGUCACAUGUCCUCGGAUGGCAUAUCCUGUAAGAAGGGCUUCUGUAGUGUUUGUGACUUGGGAAGUAACUAUAAUACGCAAUUUUUGGCUAAUUGUCUGUGAAAGUCCUAAAUAUAUGUACAGCGUAUGGCAGGAAAAGAUCAAUUCUCAUCAUGUCACUGUAGGAAUUCUUUUUUAAGGCAGAGUGCUGGUAGGAGGGGAAGUGCUGGAGCACUCCCAGGGUGUGGUAUUCGGUGAGGCACGUCCACCAUCCAGAUGUGACUCAGCACUGCAGAUAAAUGACAUGGAUUUGCUCAGUGUGAUUUGUGUGAGAACAAUGCAGACUUUUCAGUUUCUGUAACAUUCAGGUUUUUUUCAUUCAUUUCAGAGGCAGAUCUAAAUUAAAAGUGUUUUCAGUAUAGGUUUUGGUGUUUAGGUGAAGGGGCUUAUUUUAAUAAGCUUGCCUGUCAGCUUAAAUUGCAGCUCUCUGAAAACAAACCUGCUGUCAGAUCCAUUUGUUCCCUUCAAGAGGAGUGAGAAUAAACUGCGUCUCUUACUCUCUGUGUUCCUCUUCUAUGUUUUCUCAUGGAUUUCACUGGGGUCAUGUCCACUGAAUGAAGUGUGCACUGUUGCUUGAGGUGCUGUCAUAAAUUCAUUAUGGGCCUUUAUCUGCUGGUAGAAACCACAGUGAAGAGGCUUAAAUCUUCUUGAGACUUGCAGGGCAGGGAGAGAGUCUGAAGGUAUUGUUUUGUUUGGAAGAGACAGAAGGCUAGUUUUGCUGUACGGAAGCAGCACCUGAUGAAGAGACUGUAUUGAGGCCUUUCGCAAAUGAUGUGAACUCCAAAAUACAGGGCCUGCUGCAAAGGAUAGUAUCAUUUCCUGUAAUACAGCAAUAACCAGUGAGAACUACCUUUUUUGCAGAAAUCACGAGAAUUCGGUUGGGAACUCUAAUGUUAAUGGGGGAAGUUUAUACAAAUGCUCGUAUGUUUGGAUUGAAUGGUGACGGCUGGCUGGUGUAGUAUAUGUCUGUGAAAAUAAAAUAAGCCAAGUCUUGUGUCAAGGCUGGCUUUAGAAAGCUGUCAGCAUCAACUUCUGAGCCGUGUAAACUUCUUCCCCUUUGGUACAAACUUUCUUAUUUGUGAGAAAGUCAUGUUACAGCUAAAUAACCUUGUCCUAGUCCCUCAGUAAGUGUUCUUAACUGGAAUAAUUGACUAUCCUAUUCCUCUAGCACUUUUGAAUUAAAGCUUUUGCAAUUUGUAUUGUGUUAAUGAAUGCCUUGUGACUGCCCAGACAAACAACAGAUGUCACUAGUAAAACAUUCUGCAUAACUGCUUAU